GAGCCUAGUCUUCUCCGGUUCCAGAAGACCCUCCCAGCGAAGCCUUUCCCUCGCGGUCGACUUCCUCUCCAGCUCAGGCCCCGCCCCAUACCCCAGUUAUACGGCUUCCGCUUGCUGGUCGUCGGGGAACCCCCAACUUCCGGCCGCGCAGCAGAGGGCGCAGCCAAGAUGGCUGAGGAGAGCCUCGCGACGAGAACUCAGUUUCCUACAUCUGCCAAAUCUCAAAAACCCUGGCUAAAAAAAGCUCCAGAGUUCCCUAUUUUGGAGAAGCAGAACUGGCUGAUACAUCUCCACUAUAUCCGUAAGGAUUAUGAAGCAUGCAAGGCUGUUAUCAGAGAACAGCUUCAGGAGACUCAGGGGUUAUGUGAAUAUGCUAUUUAUGUCCAAGCACUGAUAUUUCGCCUGGAAGGAAAUAUCCAAGAAUCACUAGAACUCUUUCAGACAUGCGCUGUUCUGAGCCCUCAGUGUGCUGAUAACCUCAAGCAGGUGGCCAGAUCUUUAUUUCUUUUGGGAAAACAUAAAGCUGCCAUUGAAGUAUAUAAUGAAGCAGCUAAACUUAACCAGAAAGACUGGGAGAUCUGCCAUAACCUAGGAGUUUGCUACAUUUAUCUGAAACAAUUCAACAAGGCACAAGACCAGUUGCACAAUGCCUUACAUCUUAAUCAGCAUGAUCUGACUUAUAUAAUGCUGGGGAAGAUCCACUUGCUGGAGGGAGAUUUGGACAAGGCCAUCAAAAUCUACAAGAAAGCAGUAGAGUUCUCACCAGAAAAUACAGAACUUCUUACAACUUUAGGAUUACUCUACUUACAGCUCGGCAUUUACCAGAAGGCAUUUGAACAUCUUGGAAAUGCACUAACUUAUGACCCCACCAACUAUAAGGCCAUCUUGGCAGCAGGCAGCAUGAUGCAGACCCAUGGAGACUUUGAUGUUGCCCUGACCAAAUACAGAGUGGUAGCUUGUGCUGUUUCAGAAAGCCCUCCACUUUGGAAUAACAUUGGAAUGUGUUUCUUUGGCAAAAAGAAAUAUGUGGCAGCUAUCAGCUGCCUGAAACGAGCCAAUUACUUGGCGCCCUUCGAUUGGAAGAUUCUGUAUAAUCUGGGCCUUGUCCACCUGACCAUGCAGCAGUAUGCAUCAGCUUUCCAUUUUCUCAGUGCAGCCAUCAGCUUCCAGCCGAGGAUGGGGGAGCUCUACAUGCUCUUGGCUGUGGCUCUGACCAAUCUGGAAGACACAGAGAAUGCCAGGAGAGCCUACGCAGAAGCAGUUCGCCUGGAUAAUGUCAGCGCCAUAGACUCUGUCUGCCACAGGUGUAACCCUCUAGUGAACCUGAACUAUGCUGUGCUGCUGUACAACCAGGGCGAGAAGGGGGGCGCCCUAGCCCAGUAUCAGGAGAUGGAGAAGAAAGUCAACCUACUCAAGGACAGGAGCUCUCUGGAAUGUGACUCGGAGAUGGUAGAGAUGGCCCAGAAGUUGGGAGCUGCUCUUCAGGUUGGGGAGGCACUGGUCUGGACUAAACCAGUUAAAGAUCCCAAAUCAAAGCACCGGACCACUUCAACCAGCAAAGCUGCCAGUGUCCAGCAACCUCUGGGCUCUAAUCAAGCUCUGGGACAGGCAAUGUCUUCAGCAGCGGCGUUCAGGAAGCUCCCCUCAGGUGCUGGAGGAACACCCCUGCUCACAAAGCUGCCAUCUCUUCCUCUGGAGCCAGAGCCCACUGAGCAAGCAUGUCCACCAGACGCAUCAGCACAAAUAAGAGAAAAAUAGGAGUAGGAUGACCCCACCAUAGGGGUUUUUCUUUGACAAGGGUGUAUGAGAUUAGGAAAGGUCACAUGACACAGGCAGUUUGGAGACCAGCAUGUUCCCUGGGCACCGCAGAAUGCAGAUUUGUUAUGAUGAGAGCCUGAGGCUUAGUUUCAAAUUCCCCCACUGGCCUUGUAAUCCGGGAAAUAGAAGAUAGCCCAGAAAGAUCCUUUUAAGAAUCGAGAGCAAGGCUCAUGGCUCUGUAUGGAGCUCCCAGACCCAGCAGGGCAUGCGACACUUGUUUGCUGUGGAAAGGACCUCUGUGUCCUGGCAGACGAAUGCCCUUCCUUUGUGGAAGGCAAGGCUGAGAUGGGCCUCUGCUAAAGAGCCCUGCCAUGGCUGAGCGGUGGUUUGGCCGAGGUGCUCAUCUGGCUGUGGGGGUGUCAGCCCCCAAGGCAAACACAAAUCUGGGAUUGGUAAUCCCGUUCUAAUACUUUAAAAGAAAAAACAUGAUGAAAAACUCUAUAAAAUGAAGCCCAGCCUGUUGAGUAUCCCAGCGCACUUGCCCAAGGGAAUCCAGAACUAGUCCCUGAGUCUUGUCCCUGGGUGAGGUCGGUGCACAGCCAGAUCAGGGCCACGGGAAGAAGUAGGAACGAAGGGCGGGUCUGGGGUCAGCACCAAGCAUUCAAAGGAACGGGAGAGCUGCUUGGCCGAGGGAAGUCAAGGCUAUCAGGGACACCACCGACCAGAUGCCGUCGAUGCCUCAGAAUGAAGAUCAUGUAUCGGCAUCCCUUUGGGGAAAGUUAUUCUUUGGGUGUAAAAACAAGAUAUCACAAUAAAAACUUUUUAAAAGAACC
Manis javanica (Malayan pangolin) is the source of this 2591-nucleotide messenger RNA. RefSeq names its product Bardet-Biedl syndrome 4 (gene BBS4). Gene Ontology annotation, molecular function: protein binding. The record is from RefSeq and is a predicted model, not a curated record. Gene Ontology annotation, cellular component: ciliary basal body. Gene Ontology annotation, biological process: protein localization to cilium; cilium assembly. Lineage: Eukaryota; Metazoa; Chordata; Mammalia; Pholidota; Manidae.